GGCUCACACAAAAGUCCUCCUGCUCCCUGCUCUGCCCACAUACCUCAGCAAGGACUCGUGUUUCUGCGUGUGAGCAAGCUCCAACUCCCGAACCGAGAACCAUGAAGGGAAUACAGUGCGUCAAAUAUGUCAUGUUUGCCUUCAAUUUCCUCUUCUGGCUGGCAGGUACAGCAGUGCUGGCCGUGGGACUGUGGCUGCGCUUUGACUCCAGGACCAAAGGACUGUUCGAAGGAGAUGAUUCUCCCUCUGUCUUUUUCACAGGGGUGUACAUCCUGAUCGCUGCCGGGGCCCUGAUGAUGGUCGUGGGAUUCCUCGGGUGCUGUGGAGCUAUCAAAGAGUCACCAUGCAUGUUGGGACUGUUCUUCUUUUUCCUGCUCAUCAUAUUCGCUGCAGAGGUUGCUGCAGGGAUCUGGGGUCUCUCCAACAAGGACCGGGUGGUGGAUGACGUGACAGAGUUUUACAAGGAGACGUAUGCAAACUACCAGUCCACGAAACAAGAAGCACUGAAGGAGACCCUCCGUGUCAUCCACUUUGGACUGGAGUGCUGCGGUCCUACAGGAACAGUGAUUGAUGGCAUCAAAGAUAUCUGCCCCAAGCAGGAGGGUCUGGAGCUCCUCAUCACCAAGAGCUGCCCGAACGCCAUCGAAGAGGUGUUUAACGGCAAGCUGCACAUCCUCGGUGGGGUUGGCAUCGGUAUCGGAGUCAUUGUGAUUUUCGGGAUGAUCUUCAGCAUGAUGCUCUGCUGUGCCAUCAAGAGGUCCAGGGACUAUGUGUAAACUGCGCACACAGACAAUAAAGCCAUCUUCGAAUCGACGUGUUUUUACUUUUCCAGCCUGCUGCUUCGAGCUUAAACCAGUUUAACAGAAUGAGGCUCCCCUCAGUGCUCUGCUUGGAUCCAUACAGGAUGGCCACGACGACCUGUGAGGGUAUGGAGCCACCGCAGUCAUGCCUUUAUCCUCAUUUAAAUGAACAAAAGGAUGUUUUUAGUUUGGUGCCACAUUUAAAUUUGCAGUGCAAAGGGAACAUUUUGAAUGCUACCGCCCAGUACUAGAUGUUAGUAUUUUCCUUUUUUUAUAAUCUCCUCGACCAUUGUAAUAUCCCCUUGAGUUAUGUUUAUAUAAAAUAAAAUGCACUGAAAGUUGAGCUGUGGAGUAACUGUUCUGUUUGCAGCUAAUCGAAUGUUUUACUUUUAAAGCUGCAUGUGGGAGGCUUUUUUUUUUUUU
Cololabis saira (Pacific saury) is the source of this 1223-nucleotide messenger RNA. RefSeq names its product CD9 antigen-like. The transcript has 8 exons. The coding region runs from base 102 to 776 and encodes 224 amino acids. The record is from RefSeq and is a predicted model, not a curated record. NCBI's taxonomy places the organism in Eukaryota, Metazoa, Chordata, Actinopteri, Beloniformes, Belonidae. Gene Ontology annotation, cellular component: membrane.